CAAUGAGCCAAAAUUCUGUUGAAGAUUAAGUAAUCUUUGUUGAUAUUAGAAAAGUGUGGUCAAUUACUUGUAAUGACAGUUUAAAUUGAUGAUAAAAACACAGCAAGGAUAGAUGUAUUUGAAGAUGAUGAGCCAGAAUUAUUGGCUAUGAAUUUCUGCAAUUAACAUAAAUUAAAUCAACGACUAAUACCAAUAUUAGCUGAAAAUAUUAAGCAGAAUAUGAUAGUGGCUUAAAAAGAAAAAUAAAACAUGACUCAAUAUGUAUAUAUAUAUAAUAGAUGAUAUUAGUUGUAAAAAUUAAAAGAAAGAUAAAUCACAUAAGAAAAUUAAUAAGAACAAGUGACAUAAUAAAAUUUAAUAAAACAAAUUAGUACUUAAUCUCCAAAAACACCUUAAGGAAAAAAAGAUGGCAAUGUUUUUGAUAGAUUGUAUCAAAGUGCUUAAAUAAAAAAAAUGAAAAUGUAAAGACAAGACUCUGAACGCUUAUAAAUAUCUAAUUAAUUAGUACAUAAUUAAGAAUCAGAUAUUAAUUAUGGAUAAUUAUUAUAUUAAAGAGGAAUGUCAAAAAAAGAUGAGUUUAUUUUAAAAGCUGAAAUGGCAUUAUUGGAGAAAUAAUAAUAAUAGAUGAUAGAAUGUACUCAUAAACCAUCAAUUAAUCCAAUAUCAUCUAAAAUUGUUCAUAGACCUUCAGAACCUAUAUGUCUUUAUUUGAAUUAAUUAGCUAAAGUCAUAUCUGAAAAGAAAGAACAAGCUUAAUUUCAUAAAGUUGAAGAAUAAUAAUAAUAAUGUUCUUUCCAUCCAUAAAUUGAUAAAUAGUAAUAUAAUUAAAUUAAUUAGAUCUUAAGCAAUUAUUGAAGAAAAGAAAAAAGCUUCUUAAAUUUAAAUUCCUCAUUAUGAAUAACUAUAUUAAGUUAAUACAAUACGAUAAUUCAAAUUGAAUUAAAAAGAUUAAGAAUACUUUACUGAAACUCAUACAUUCCAUCCAAAAAUAGAUUAAUUAUCAGAAUAACUUGUUUCUGGAUAAACAUUUUAAGAAAGACAAUAAAAAUAUUUAACUUCUAUUAAAGAUAAAUAAUAAUCAAUUGAUGAAUGCUUUAGACCUAAGACAGGUAGACCUCCUGAAUCUCGUCCUGAUAAUUUAUUUGAUUCCCUUUAUAAUUAAGCAAAAACAUUGGCAGAUAAAAAAGCUUAACUUUUAUCAUCAAGUAUGGAUCAAGCACUUUUUUAAUCUUAAGUCAAAGCCAGUCAUCAAUCUGAUAAGAUUAUUUAAUAAGCUAUUUAAAAUAAACUUUCAAAUAUAUUUGAUAUCUUGGAUUCUGAUUAAGAUGGUGAGAUUGAUUCAUUAAGAAUUGAUAUUACAAAUUUAGAUCCUCAAGUUCUUUAAGCAAUUACUCCAUUAUUAUAAGAAAUGGAAUAAGGAAAAUAUUCUUUAACUAAAUCUGAAUUUAUUUAAUUAACUUCUCAAUUGAUGACUUUAAUGUCCAAUAAAGAAAAACAUGAUUUGCUUAAAAAACCAUAAAAAAAGGAUCAAUCCUUAAAUGUAACCAAAGAUAGAUCUCCUAAAUCCAAUAUUAAAAAAAAUUGA
Messenger RNA from Paramecium pentaurelia, 1585 nucleotides. Lineage: Eukaryota; Ciliophora; Oligohymenophorea; Peniculida; Parameciidae. The record is from the annotation of a GenBank genome assembly.